This is a messenger RNA of Caenorhabditis remanei, 609 nucleotides long. RefSeq lists its product as uncharacterized. The record is from RefSeq and is a predicted model, not a curated record. Gene Ontology annotation, molecular function: protein binding. NCBI's taxonomy places the organism in Eukaryota, Metazoa, Nematoda, Chromadorea, Rhabditida, Rhabditidae. Gene Ontology annotation, biological process: protein homooligomerization. The transcript is spliced from 4 exons. Bases 1 to 609 code for a protein of 202 amino acids.
AUGUUUCAAUCCACACAUUCCACACUGACUAAGUUCAUUGGAUACUUCAGGAAAAUGUUGGAGACGUUUUUUCCGAUCGAAAAGGAUCAGUUUGUGUGUAUCUUCAUCGAUCGUGACCCAACUCACUUCCAAGUCAUUCUCAAUUUCAUGAGAGACGGUGACGUGGAUCUUCCUGAUUCCCAAGAUGCGGUGAAGAAAAUUUCAAGAGAAGCAAACUUUUAUUUGUUGGAGGGACUAGUGGAACUGUGCAACCGUAAAUUGAACGUUCCGGAACCUGAAAACGUUUCAAAAAUGAGAUUUUUGGAGUCAGAUGAUGAUGUUCUUCGAGCAAUUGCUUAUCCGGAGAAAGUUUGUAAACCAUGGGAUAGAGAUAAUGAUCGUCUUUUCGAUAUUUUUGAGUUUCUGAAAAAAUACGAAACGGAGUUCGAUAUUUAUUUCCGAAAGCGAAAGCGCGAUCCCGAAGAUAACGAUGACUGGAUGUUCUGUAUUUACUACAAAAAUCGAAGUGUAGCUGAUCAAAGCUUGCCCAGUUCUUCCCAACAUUUCGAUACAGAAAUACAACAAUGUAUUGAAAAAAUUGAGCGCCUCGAGAGUUCUGAUGAUUACUAA